Anguilla rostrata (American eel) is the source of this 2753-nucleotide messenger RNA. RefSeq names its product bMERB domain-containing protein 1-like. The transcript has 6 exons. The coding region runs from base 233 to 811 and encodes 192 amino acids. NCBI's taxonomy places the organism in Eukaryota, Metazoa, Chordata, Actinopteri, Anguilliformes, Anguillidae. The record is from RefSeq and is a predicted model, not a curated record.
CGCACAGUCCCGUAUCCCACAGACCUAAAUGAACAGCCGAACUGAAGAUAACACCUGCACGUUGCAAGCGGCUUGUUGUCCACUCACUGCAGCUAACAAUGGAUUGUACGAUGACGGAAGGGUUUCUCUAUACACCAGUAUAAUACGCUAAAAAAAACCAUUCAAGCUUUUGAAGUUGUACCGUUUUAAAGUACCUAGACCAUUAAAACAGCUGUUCGCAAAAACAGAAGAAAUGGAGAAGGAACAAGCCUCCGUGCAGUAUGGUUCUCUGGAAUGCACGCAAUGGAACGCAGAGACCGCAAAAGCAGCAGAAGAAGAUGUCGUCUCGAUGGCGGACUCUACCAUCACGAUCGAUGACAUCGAGGGGGAGCUUUUCAAAAUCGAGCGGAUACGGGACAUCCUGGUCCGGAGGGAGUCGGAGCUGAGAUACAUGAUGGAUGACAUUCAGCUUUGUAAAGAGAUAACACGGCUCAAAAAGGAGCUGCAGAAACUAGUGUCCAUUCCAGAUAAAGACAAAUCAAAAGAUGACAAGCAGAAGGAGGAGGAGCUACUCCAGCAGAUCCACAAGCUGGUGGAGACCAGAGACUUCCUGGUGGACGAUGUGGAGUUCGAAAGGCUGAGGGAGAAAGAGGAGGACAAGGAAAUGGCAGAAUUCCUGCAGGCCAAGUUCCCUAAAAGACUGAAGCAUGAAAAUCCUGCUCAGGGCAGGAAGCUGACCUCCAGGGCCCAGCAGACCUCCUCUCCGUUUGUCACCAAGACGGGGCUCACCCUGCUGAAGGAGUGCUGCGGGUUCACCUGCUCCGUCAUGUAGGACGUCGCCGCGGAAAACGAGAAGAGAGAAGAGCGGAUAGCUUUUUGGGUUGGAGUGGUGUAAUGCAUUAUGGGUGAUGGUGUCCUUGGGACGGCGGGGAAGACAGCAGCACGAGCAUUGUCCUCAGGAGGAGGCGUUGGGGGUUGCGGAAUGACAGAAGGCUCAGAAAGUUCUGUGGGGUUCCUUGUCUGUGUCUCAGAACACCGUCUUUCUUGGUCGUUUCCUCCUUUCGGGGAAUGCCUUCUGUCCUGUGCUUUUUGCUGUAUUCCAUCAUUGGCGCACUGUUGGCUCAGGAAGACAGUUACUGCACUCCAUUUCCCAUGAGGCAACGGCAAUCAUUACAUCAUCCUUUCCUUGGACAUCCACAUUCAUCAUCAUUUGAGCGUGCUAAUGGAUGAGCUGGCGUGCGUUCGCAGUGCCCACAGCACUGGGACAGCCGCUGUGGAGCAUUGGUAAGGUCAGAGCUCUAUCGUCUGAACUGGGACUACAAACAGCAGCAGACGGACACGUUGUGAAAGUUGUAUAUCUGAUGUUAAUUCUUCACGGCAUCAAAUCGAGUGCAAAGCAGGGUUGUUUUGUGGUGCCUCAUUGUGUUUGUGUGGCACUAAACCGAAGUGGCUGUCCAGCUUGGGUGUGGUUUAUGAUUUAUUUAACAAUUUAAUGAUGUGAAUUUAGGUUCCCUUGCCUUUAUUCAAAGCUGUAAACAAUUUAAUGAUGUGAAUUUAGGUUCCCUUACCUUUAUUCAAAGCUGUAAACUGAGAAGUAUUGAUGAAUAAGUACCAGUGUAAUGCACAUUUUACAAUGAUGAACUGAUGACUCCCAGUUUAUGUUACUUUGAUGUGGCAGUAAUAUGUGGGGCUCUUUAUUUCUUUAUGAGCCAUUGCAGCAUCACAUCCCCAUUAGGUUAGCAAAUUACUGUCCUUUUUCACCUCUUGAAUAAUUAAGGCUUGUUAAAAUAGUGAUGUGGAUUUGUACUUCAUAUGUUCUGGUAAGAGUACCAGAUGACAAUGCAUUUGCAAAAAAAAAAAAAGUUAAAUGUCAUAACAUGUGACAUGUUAACAGUGUUAAUGCUGAGGUUUUCCUGCACUUGGAACUGUGGGAUUAAGUGAUUACGAGUACUACACAAUUCAUUUUAAUUAAUCGCAGUCGACAACGUCAAUGGAAUAAUGUUGACUCCAUUUUGUUCAUCUUCUUCGUCGAAUCGAACAAUUUUUCCAUGGGAUAACCGGAUCUCCUGGGGACUUCUUAUGUAAAAAAAGACAAUGCUGACUUUCUUUCUGUAGGUGACUUUCAGGAGACUGUGUUGGAAGAUUAUAUCAGGCAGGAAUGGGCAAAGAGGCAGCACUUCUUUUUUUUUGAACUUAACAAAGAAUGUAAUUUAUUUCCUCAGUUGAGGCGAGUUUAGUCUCGUUUCACCAGGGUAUGCAAAAUGGCCGUCGUGAAUCAAAGUGAAUUGGGGUCCAGCCCACAAUCGUGAAAUGGAAUCGGAAUGGAAAAAGGGCCCGUUUGCUCGUAACCAGGAGCAGACUCCGAAUCUGAUUUUGAAGAACAAGAUGGGCGACGACGCACCUCUAUGCUGCUUUCCUUUAGUUCUGUAGUACCCAGUUUAGAUUUGACAAAGGCAAGUUUGUGAUUGUACCGUCUAUUAGUCGGUCAUGCAGUUGCUUAAUAUAGUGUUUGUGUCUCCGUUCUGUGCUUAGACAUUUUAGUUAGGUUCUGACCAGAUCUGAAUGACGAUCGUGAAACAGAAUAUGAAACACUAAACUGUGCUUUAAAAGGCAGACCUGUUACCUCCAAAAUCUUUAUAUAACCGUAUCGUUUUACUUCGACAUACUGCCCUGUGCAAAUAGAAAAUAUCUACCUGUUCUCAUCCAGUGUCCACCGUAUGUGUGCUGUCAUGUGUAGUUCUGUGCUGUCUAAUAAAAAGGAGAAGCGUGUUUUA